GAUAUUGACAAGGACUUACGACAAGCUAUCCAACUUUCGCUAUCGCAAACAUCUUCCUCUUCAAUGCCGUUGCAAUCAUCGCCUAUAUCAUCAUCUUAUGAAGCUUGGAAGUCUCUCCUCAAACCUCGAGAGCCCCCAAAGUGCUUGGUGCAUAACGAAGUCGCGAAAGAGUUUCGAGUAAACAAGCCUGGGGUCAAUAAAGGUAGAUCGUUUUGGGUCUGUUCAAGGCCGGUGGGACCCGGAUAUGAUAAAGGUUGUUCAAAGCGACCUUGUGAAGAAGUCAAUUCGAAAUGGAAGUGCAAUUACUUCGUAUGGAGUAGUGAUAUUGGAGUCAACCGUACGACAAAUCCAUCUGGAAAAUAG
Lentinula edodes (shiitake mushroom) is the source of this 363-nucleotide messenger RNA. RefSeq lists its product as uncharacterized. NCBI's taxonomy places the organism in Eukaryota, Fungi, Basidiomycota, Agaricomycetes, Agaricales, Omphalotaceae. The transcript is spliced from 2 exons. Gene Ontology annotation, molecular function: zinc ion binding. The record is from RefSeq and is a predicted model, not a curated record. The annotation marks the transcript as partial.